This is a messenger RNA of Mustela erminea (ermine), 654 nucleotides long. RefSeq names its product histone-lysine N-methyltransferase 2B-like. NCBI's taxonomy places the organism in Eukaryota, Metazoa, Chordata, Mammalia, Carnivora, Mustelidae. Bases 1 to 597 code for a protein of 198 amino acids. The transcript has 3 exons. The record is from RefSeq and is a predicted model, not a curated record.
AUGGAGCCGGCGGCGGUGUGUGCGCACACAGGUGCCUCAGGCCGGUGGCGCGGAGAGCUGUCGCGGCCGCCUCUGGGGCUCAGCACUCUCACCAGCGCGCUGAAGCCUCUGCUCCAGCCGAGCCUGGGUAACCGCCAGCCUGAGCUGCGCGAGGAAGAGCCCAAGGAAAGGGCGCGAAGGGGGAAGGAGCGGAGGGGAGGUGGGGUGCGGGGGAGUGACCCAUCUCCUCAUCAUGCAUUUCUCCUCCCCGAGCUCUUCUGGUGGGAACCUUUGCUGAGCUCGCCUCCUCCCCUCCCCCUCGGCUCCCUCCCCUCCAGCGGCAGCAGCAGUAGCCACUUCAGCGGAGCCGGAGAUGGGCAGAGAGCGCGCACGGCGCGGCAGCUCCGGAUCCACAGCCCUCCCAGCCCGCAGCUCGCUGCGCCCCCGCCGCCGCUGUCGCCUCCUCGGUGUCCCCAGGCUCCAGUCCCGCGGCUAAGACAGCGCCGCCGCCGCAGCACGGCCCUGCCUGCCGCCUGCGCUGCGCAGCCCUCGCGCGCGCCCGGAUGGCGCUUUCCACCCAGGACCGGCUUAGAAUGCAAUAAUUCAAGAAUUUUAUAAUACAGUGGAGUAGCUUAACAACUGCUUAUGCGCUUCCCAUGAUAUGAUCUCUGUAUU